Molecule: messenger RNA, 1472 nt
Organism: Diachasmimorpha longicaudata
Lineage: Eukaryota; Metazoa; Arthropoda; Insecta; Hymenoptera; Braconidae
Gene: nSyb
Product: vesicle-associated membrane protein 2-like
Exons: 5
Coding region: 159-683 (174 amino acids)
Biological process (GO): vesicle fusion; vesicle-mediated transport
Cellular component (GO): SNARE complex; plasma membrane
Molecular function (GO): syntaxin binding; SNAP receptor activity
Source: RefSeq, a predicted model, not a curated record
UAACCGGGGGAGUUUCUGUGAACGGCAGUCUCGCAUUAGAAGUUACGUGUCGACGUUUCUACGGGGUGAAUUUUUAUUUUUAAUUAACACCACCAGAAAAUCGGAAUUCUGUUCACUCAGUGACUAACUACAUUAGCCAAGUUUAAUUAAUCUGAAAUAUGGCCUCUGAAGGUGGUCUAGCACCAGAUGCAGCUGCAGGAACAGGGACUGACGGCAUUGUUGGUGGGCCUAGGACACCCCAACAAAUUGCCUCCCAGAAGCGAUUGCAGCAGACACAAGCGCAAGUUGACGAAGUUGUCGACAUCAUGAAGACAAAUGUGGAAAAAGUCCUCGAGCGCGAUCAGAAAUUAUCUGAACUCGACGAUCGAGCUGAUGCCCUUCAACAAGGUGCCUCGCAGUUCGAACAGCAAGCAGGAAAAUUGAAAAGAAAGUUUUGGCUGCAGAAUUUAAAAAUGAUGAUUAUAAUGGGGGUCAUCGGUCUCAUUAUCCUGGCCAUCAUUGUCGCUAAGUUUAUGCCAGAAUCGCCUCCAGCAGCGCCCCAAGGCCCAAUUUACCAAUACGGCCCACCCCCAGGUGCUCCAGCCCCCCCAGCACCAGCUCCAGCAUCAGGUGGUGCACCUCAAACAGCUCCAGCUGCUCUCGUUGGCUCACUCAACCAAGGAAUUCUCCGCAGCGUAAUGUAAAAAUAUCGAGACAUCUCACAAGAGAAUAGGAAAAAAAACUACUCUAAGAAGAAUUCCAACGAACGAUUUCAUUUGAAUCCAAACGGAUGAUAAUUUAUUAUUUACCUUAAAUUUCUUAAAUAUCAACUUAAUAUUACUGAAAAUAUAUUUAACAAUUAGUUAAUACGCUGAAUACCCUUAUCGAAUACACUCGAUUUAUUGUACGAAUUCCCCGAUAAAUUACGAAAUAAUUAUAAUCUAUACGAGGAGUUAUGAGAUGCCGGUGAAUAAUUCAAAUUAAAUGACAGAAAAAGAGAUAUUAAUUAAGUAGAAAGAGCGAUGAGAUUAAUAUUUCACAGUAAUAUAUAAUCCAAUGUGCAGAGUGAGCUGAUAUAUGUUGUAUAUAAAUAAAUAUACGUCAAGUCAAUGCAAGACUAUUGUUUCAAUAAUUCAAAUCAAUGAAGCGAUGAGAUUUAAAGAUGAUCAUGUUUUUGUCAGUGAUUGAAGGUUUUAACAAGCGCUUGAUAAUUACGUAUUUAGAUUCCUAAUGAAUAUUGACGAGGAAAAAACACGCCUUUAAUUGAUGCAUGCCACUAUUAUAUUUCACUUAGGAAUUCCAUUUUUUUAGUCAACAUAUAUUUUUCAACAAUUUUCUUUUACCAUCUUUGUGUAUUUCAUGCUUUAUGGUGAAUCACAGAAGUGAAGAGUUAAUAUUAUGAAUUAUUCAGUCUUUAAUUGAUGAUAAAUAAACCCCAUUCAUGUUGUACAUGUAUUAUAAUAAAGUAGAAAUAUAUUAUAUAUAUAUAUAUA